GGGACAGAGCGCCCUCUGGGGGCGGAAGUUCCGGGCCGGAAGUUCUGCUGUCCCAUCACGCCGCGCGCUCUUUCCUUCCGGUGCGACGGCAGCGGCGGAGUCGCAGACAUGGCGAUCCGGUACCCCAUGGCCGUGGGCCUCAACAAGGGCUACAAAGUGACCAAGAACGUGGCCAAGCCCCGGCACUGCCGGCGCCGCGGGCGCCUGACCAAACACACCAAGUUUGUGCGGGAUAUGAUCAGGGAGGUCUGCGGCUUCGCACCCUACGAAAGACGAGCGAUGGAGCUGCUCAAAGUCUCCAAAGAUAAACGUGCCCUGAAGUUCAUAAAGAAACGGGUUGGCACCCACAUUCGGGCCAAGCGAAAGCGGGAGGAACUCAGCAACGUCCUGGCAGCCAUGAGGAAAGCUGCCGCAAAGAAGGACUGAGUUGUACAGCCCGGAGCUCAAUAAAACCCUUUCUAACAACAGCA
Molecule: messenger RNA, 470 nt
Organism: Coturnix japonica (Japanese quail)
Lineage: Eukaryota; Metazoa; Chordata; Aves; Galliformes; Phasianidae
Gene: RPL36
Product: ribosomal protein L36
Biological process (GO): translation
Cellular component (GO): ribosome
Molecular function (GO): structural constituent of ribosome
Source: RefSeq, a predicted model, not a curated record